This is a messenger RNA of Amphibalanus amphitrite, 842 nucleotides long. It is a transcript of the gene SmD2, whose product is annotated as probable small nuclear ribonucleoprotein Sm D2. The transcript is spliced from 3 exons. Gene Ontology annotation, biological process: spliceosomal snRNP assembly; RNA splicing. The record is from RefSeq and is a predicted model, not a curated record. Gene Ontology annotation, cellular component: U1 snRNP; U4/U6 x U5 tri-snRNP complex; U5 snRNP. Lineage: Eukaryota; Metazoa; Arthropoda; Thecostraca; Balanomorpha; Balanidae. Bases 381 to 740 code for a protein of 119 amino acids. Gene Ontology annotation, molecular function: RNA binding.
AUACUCAAUACCACCUAAUACAGAAGAAAAGUUGCUACAUUCUAUUAUAGAUGUCGCUAGUGCACGGAGAUGCUGCAUAGCGAUAACCAGUCAACACUAGCGCACUCUACGGCCAACACUGGAAACUUGUGGACUUGUUGAAAAAUCCGGAACCUGAACCGGUGUCCGACAACGUUCGGCGCGUGUUCGUGGACUAUCAAGUUUUAAACGUUUCAAACUGAACCCCUUCGUUCUUUGAAGUCAAGAAUUUUCGAAGAGAGUUAUUUUGAUAUAAAGAAGACGUUCGGAUAUUACAUUCCUCGCUACAGUUUCUUUCGGGGGUGAAAGAAAACAGAUUUAGUUUUUUAUUGUUUCCUGCUCAACUCACAACUGCGAAAACUAUGGCCGCGCCGAAGCCGCGCUCCGAGAUGAACCCCGAGGAGCUGGCCAAGAUGGAGGAGGAGGAGUUCAACACGGGACCGCUCUCCGUGCUCACCCAGUCGGUGAAAAACAACACACAGGUGCUCAUCAACUGUCGCAACAAUAAGAAGCUGCUGGCGCGAGUCAAGGCCUUCGACCGCCACUGCAACAUGGUGCUGGAGAACGUCAAAGAGAUGUGGACAGAGCUCCCCAAAACCGGCAAGGGAAAGAAGAAGGCAAAGCCGGUCAACAAGGACCGCUACAUUUCCAAGAUGUUCCUGCGGGGCGACUCGGUGAUCCUGGUGCUUCGUAACCCGCUGGCCACGGCCCAGGGCAAGUAGGGACGGGUCGGCCGGCUCUGUCCCUCCCGUCACUCACGCUCAGCGCGCGCGCAUCAUCUCACUGUACAUCGUGCUAUUUGUAACAAUACAUGUCCAAACAGU